GUUAUGGUUUUGUUGAUUUUGAUAAUGCCCUCUCAGCCCAAAAAGCCGUCAAGGACUUACAAGAAAAGAAUAUCCUGGCACAAAUGGCAAAGCAACAAGAGCAAGACCCAACUAAUUUGUAUAUAUCUAAUCUGCCUCAUAAUAUCGACGAGAAAGCAUUAGAAGGAAUGCUCGCACCCAUCGGUCACGUAAUCAGUACUAGGAUAUUGAGAGAUACCACGAUGCACGAAAGUCGGGGCGUCGGCUUUGCAAGGAUGGAAUCAAAAGAAAAAUGUGAAGAAGUUAUUCGGCGAUUUAACGGGGUCACAUUAGAUCCCAGUCAACAGGAACCUUUACUAUGCAAAUUCGCAGACGGCGGCGUCAAAAAGCGAAACCAGAUAAAUAAGCAGGGCCGCGGGCCACAGUCAGCCACGAACUGGAUGGGGCGGCCGACGGAAGCCGGCGCACUCACGUACGAGAGUUUAUACGCUCGCAAUGGGGUACCGGUCAUGCCUCACCAGUUGAGUGCGGCAGCGUACAACCUAGGGGGCGCUGUCACGUAUGCAAGUCUACCGGCUGCGAGCACACCUCAGUGGAUACAACCAACAUCACCUUACAUUGUACAGCCUCAGAUUACACCUGCCACGCAGCAGUCAACAGUAUAUGGAGGGUCAGCAGGUUUAGAACCCAGCAUGGCCGGCAUGGCCAGUGGUCAUCCAAUGGUCCCUACCGGUCUCUCAACACAACUCGGUCAAUUACAACUAGCAUCUUCAUAUGUCCAAGCAAAUCCAUACGCACACCUAGGACACGCCUACCAAACUCAACUAUUACAUCCGGUAACAGUCGAUGACCAAGUAGAUGAACAGCAAACAAUGAGCGCCGCCCAGCAGUAUUACGCGUCAGCCGGAGCCAAGUGAAAGAGUGUUUACCCAACCCAUUCAGCCUCAACACUGUCAUUGUGAUUGAUAGAUUGUCUUCUAGUGACUCUUUAUUGUGUGGCAGACCAAUAGGAUUUACCUCGUAGGGGAGAAACAGAACAUGGCAAACAGCCCAGCAAAUCCUAAACCUCAUCUAGCACCUCUCAUCGUCAUGGAAACGUGUGAUUCCCAGCAUCUUCCCCUGAAAUUAAGGAUAAAUGCCACCACUUAUUAUAAAAUGGAAAUGACAAAGUUUGCUCAAGGAGUGUAUUUUUCUACAACUGUAUCGAUACCUGUUUUUGAAGUCUACUCCUACCUGACGGCACUGAUAUUGAGGGAGUUUGUGUAGAACAAAAAAUCUCCAGUUGACAACGGGAUGUAUUCUCCAUUUUUCGACUCGAGACGAUAACAAAAGAGAUGCAACGGCAGGCAGAGAGUAUAAAUGCGCUUUCGAAAUUAAGCAUUACUUUUGGAAUCGAGUACUGUCGGAGUGAAUGUACCAAUAAUUUUCAAAGCAAUUUUGAGAAUGUCUGAACGUUUUAACCUGCUGUGAAUAGUGCAUGGGUAGAUUUUUAUUGGAUUUUAAAUUCAGUCUUCAAACUCUUCUCUUGCCCAUAUCUUUUAGACUCUCAAAAGACUCCUGUAGUAGAUCCCGUUGACCUUUUUAAACAUGCUAUCAGCAGUUUUAAGAAAUUCUGAUGUUCGAUCAUCUUUUAAUACUGAAAGAAUACAAUUUUUAUCAUUUUAAUAGUAAUGUUUGAUCAAAUGUAUCAGAUUGCUGUUGGAACCUGUAGAAUUUGUUUACACUGUAACAGAAACGAAGUCGAGUAUGAGAGUAGGUAGUUAACUAUUACCUACAAUCCGUGAAUUAUAAAGCCGAGGUCUGUAUUCAAGAUUUUUUUACUUCCGCAGACUAUAAAAAGGUGUAAAAGAAAAUGCUUUUUGAAUUUCAUCCUUCCCUAACUUUAAAAUAUUCUGUGAAGUCUUGAUAUACAUUAAUAGCUGUAAGAAUAUGCGGUUUCAUUUUUAAAAGGUAGAAAAGGACCCGUUUUUAAUUAAUCACGCACGAGAGAAAAACUGCUGGAGGUUAAUGGAUUUUAUUGUCAUUUUAUCUCCCAAUUUUGAAUCUUUUAUGUUAGGGUGCUAGAGUUUGUGUACGAGGAAAUUCUUGUUUUGAAACCAUAUACCCCACUUCAUUGUCUACCUAUGUUUUUUGUUACCCGUUUUGGGGAAUUUAUUCUGAGAGGCAAUAAAUAUAAUUACUAUGGAUUUCUGAUAAAUGUCAAUGAAUUUAAAGUAUGAAAAAUUUGAGAAAAUGAAAUGAAUAUUGAGGUUUAUCUGAAUGUAUUUAUAAAAAAAAUGAAUUUUGAAUAUCUCGUCUUGGUGAAAAGAUGAGGUCAAAUUGAGUUGACUGAUUAUUACAAGGAAUUGCAAAUUGAAUAUUUGCGUCUAUUUGAGGUGAGAUGUUCUUGGCCGUCGCGACGCGAGAAGACGGCAAUUUUGCAUUGUAGAUAAUGCAUACCAAAAAAUACCUCUUAUGCGAAGAAGGGAGUAUGCUCAAACUAGAUGUGUUAAAGAGUUCUUUUAUUUGAGCAGACGUUAUACUAGCUAUUGUCGAUAUCUCCAAGCUGCCGAAAUUUAUGUGAAAUGUUGUAGCCUAUGUAAGUUUCAUUGUGUAGAUUCCAGUAGGUAUGUAGAUAAGAUCGAUUGCAUUUUUGGAUGAUGAUAAUUUGUACAUGUGAAGUUCGAGUAUGUUUCUAUUUUGGCAUUCUGUUUCCUCAUAGAUUCGGUAAGAAUUUUUUGUUAUUGUUGUAUAUAUGGUAGAUGUGUCGCGAUGAUGGGGGAAUCCUGGUAAUCUAUUUUGUAAAUGUGUUCCUGUACGUGGAAGAAAUGUUUAAUUGAGGCGUGGGGAGGAGGUCGUGAUCAUAGGAAGAGUGUGAUGCUCGAUGUUAGAGUCGAAUUGAUUAUAAUGAAUUAUUGGAGUGAUUUGAAAUGAAAGACUAGAUACAUGUAACGUGAGCAUAUGACAUGGUCUAUUAUGUGUUCAGUGCAUUGCAGCUUAUUAUAUGAAUGAAUACUCGGGGGAAAAAUCCCCGCAGUGAUUGGGAAUCAUUGCACAGGAGGCGAAUGAAUUGUAUUUGCUGCAUGGUAUAGUAGCAAUAAAGUAGGAAGAAAAUUGGCAAUAUGGCUGCCAAUUUGAAGAGAGCUGCAGUGGUUUUGGUAAGGGUAUGAUUUGACGGGUAGCUCAGGGACUUUACGAAAAGCGUAGGAGGAAAGGCGGCAUUAUGCACCGGGUAAACUUUGAGAUGUUCUAGCGAUAAAAAGAGAGAAAAUGAAUGAAAUAGAUUGGCGAUGACUAUUAAUGAUUGUGUAUGUAUGUUGAUGUCAGAUUUUUGUUGUACUUUCUGCGAGGUGCAAGAUCUAAUUCGUUCCACAGACAUUUUUUAUGUUGACUCUUUCCGUUUUUCUUUUUGUCCUUGUUUUCUUCUGUUUGAUUUAAAAGCACUCAUGAAUUCCAGCACUGAUUAUGUUCCUUUAAUGUUUGUGUCAUGUUUUUUUUUUCUUUGAUUAAUUUUGUUACUUGAAGAAAAGGAAAGGAUAGAUAGCACUCGUGUCUUUUCAAAGUUUAACAGAAUUCAAUUUUAAUCUUCAGGCUAUGCCAGUUUCUAUGUGCCUUCCAAAAUAAAGUUCUAUUUAUUGAUUAGCAUAAGGAAAAAAAAUGAACAGAAUUGUUUAGUAAUCACAACUCAUUACAUAUUUUGAAUCGUGUAUAGAAAACCUAUGCAGAGAAAGCAUUCUGUACAUCUAAGAAUGAGUCUUGUUUUAUUGUCAUAAUGCCUUGUGAUAUCCUUUUAGCUUUGCAUGCUUAUUAACAAUGGGAUUUGCAAAUAAACGCUUCAUUGAACGAUAAAAACAAGUGUGAUUGAAGUGUUAUACUAAAGUAUAAACAUAGACCAAGAAUAAAGUGAUUGAAAUACUCCGUUUCCCCCCUGAAUUUCUCGAUAAAAUACUGUAAAAAUAGACCUCCGAUUCCUCUUUACUUUGGUUUGUACGAUAUUUAUUACUACAAAUAAUUAUAAUCUUGCAUGUAAUGAUGCUCACACGAAAAAAAUUCAAUUAUGAAUAUAUAUAUUUUCAUAAACGGCUCUGAAAGGCUAACAGAUUUAUGCAAGUCACCUUCCUUUCGCAGCCUCCCCCUCCCUUCCCUUGAAUUAUCAAAGAACUCGUGUUUCAUGCUAAAUUUGAAUGUUUAUGACAAUUCUGCAAAUAUGACGGCUCUUUGCCGGUAUGCCCUUAUCUCAAGACAUUUAAAAGGAUAGUUUUUUUUUAUUUCAUUCCCCAUUGAUGAAAUAAGAUGCCAAUUUCCAUAUCCUAGACCCUAUGUGAUUCUUUCUCUUAUUUUAAAUAUGUCUUCAUACUUUAGUCAUGUCUGUUGGGGAAAGAAAGUAGUUGUUUUAUUUGUGAUGGUUGUCUGUUAUCGUACGUGAUUGUUAUUUUCACUGAAGCUGACAAAAUAAAAAGAAUUGUGUGUGAGAGCUCUUAUACCUACAUUUUUAUUAACACGUGGAGACUCUACUGAUUAUUAGAAGAAAUACUUUCAGACAUGUUUCCUCUUAGUUUGUCUCUUUUCGUAUACCAUAGAGUCAGAUAUUUUUAAGAUAGGAAGCUACCGUUGAUUACGUGGUAUUUGAACGUAGCAUUUUGGUACAAAAAUUAUCCCACCUAAUGACUUUGGGGAGUUAUGAUGAAAAUUUGUGACUUGUUGAUUAAUUAUAUGUUUAUUUCUUUAAAGUCCUGCUCACUAGCAGUGUGUAUUACUUUGGGUUUUUUUUUUCUUGUAUAUGGAUAUGUGAUAUAUGAUUUGUGUUGAUUUUUUUUUCCUGUCUUCCUUAAAAAAAUUGUUUUUGGGUAGUUCAUGAAUGCACAUGAAGAUACUGUAUUCUCUAUUAUUUUCUUUUGUUACAUGUCGUGCCUGUGUGGUUUUCUAUUGUCAUUUUUUUUUUUACUGGUUAUACUUUUGCAAACGGAGCAUGCGUCAUCGCUACUGUUGUAAGGGUUUAAUCUCAUUGUUGUGUUAGGGAAUGAUUCUUCGUUAAGAUUAAUGAAAUGUUUUGUUUUUCGUACGAAAAUCACACUGAUUCCAUGGACCAUGUUGUAUAUAUGAGGGUGAAUGAUGUUUUCCACGUGAUCAAGUUCCGAUUCGAUUUUAGCUCAGAUUUUACGCUUAAACAGCUUUGUUUUUCUCUCAAUUUGGAGAAAAUUUAAAAGCUUUUUUUAUUUCGUCUGUGUACAGAUAAUUUUGAAUUUGAAAUUUGUUUCUUUUUUGUUCUUUCUCUUAAUUCUUUUCAUGUGUUAUAGGUUUACUACCAGAAGGGCGAAAUUCUGAUUAUGUAGUUUAUGAAAGAAAAUGUGAUUGAUUUUCUAACAUGAGUUUUAUGUUAAGUGCUGCUGUAAAUAUCUAGCCUAGGCAUUAAGAGUAUUUUGUUUUUGUAGUUAUUUAGAAGAUUUGAUUGUCAUUUUAUUUCUGUGUCCUCUGUCCAGAUGUUCCUUUUCAUGCUCUUUUCUAAGAAAAUAUUGUAAAAUUUAUGGAUUUUUGUGGAGGACUAGUCAAAAUCCAUUUUAGUGUUAUUAUAGAUGAGAUACUAAUAGGUAGGCAUAAAAAUUUAGACUCGAUUGUGCGAAAAAAAAUAGAUUUUAAUGAAUUUUAUGAUGAAAUGGUGUUGAGAAAACAUGCCUUUUAAGGGAUGAUGUCUGUAAAUUAAGAUUUUUUUAUUGAGUAGCAGAUUAGAUGUUUAGUUAUAGUGAGAAUCCAAAAUGUGUGAUUUUUACUUCUUUGUUUUAAAAGCAACAAAAAAGAAAUGAUGAAAAUAUUGAGAGAUUAUGAGAGAGAUUGGAGUUCAAAUUGUACAGAAGAUAUGGAGGGGGUAUAGUAUUUGAGGUACCAUUGUGUUUCUUUUUUUUACCAGGAAUGUUUCUUGUGCUUGCUUUUGCUAUGAGAUUUUAGAUUUUAAUGUCAAUGAUGCGAUCUUCCCAUGACAGAUAUAUUAAGUCUCACGAUUGAAAAGAAAAUAUUAAGUUACAUGAUGAUGUAAUUCCUGUCACCUAACUGGGAACAAAAAUUAUUUUCCAAUCAACAAUAUAGGAAACAGUAAAAUUGUAGGCACACAUGUGUGAAAAACAAUCUUUUUCUCCAAUGGUUUUAGUUUAUGAACAAGGAUAUCUGUAUAUUAUGAAAUUUUCAUGAAAAACAAAUUCUUGAAAUCAACAUUGGUCAAUUAAUUUCAUGUAAAUGGAGAAAUUUCAGAAAUGCUGUGUAAUAAUUUCAGAAAAUAUUGAAAUGGUAUUCAAUGCGUAUAAAUUUGUAUUGCUUCAAUACGAGUAGGUUUGCACACCUAAAACUCGGACUGCUAUUGAAUAGAAUGUCAAUCUUUUGGAAUGCUACAAAGCGUUUUUCUACAGAGUGAAAAAAAAUGAUACGGGUUUAUAAAGCACUUUUACGCAUCCUAAAAGGGUGUUCAUAUGUGUCGGGCGAGGAAAUCUUUAUUAAAAAGGAGACUGGAUGCGAGGCUGAUUCUUCUCCGAGGGUGCUCUGACCAAAUGGAUUCUUCCUAACCUCUUUUCAGACCCAUGUCUCGUAAAUAAAUGCAUAGCUGGAAAGCUAGUGCAUAAGAAGGGUUAAGGUAGAAUAUCAGUUUUAAAAAAAGAGUUAAGUAUUAGAUUUAUGUUGUAGAUUCGUUUUUGUAAUUGUUGGUGAUGAUGGGGAAGGUUUUCUUUUUUCUUACGUUUGCUUUUUUCAAGACUUUCUUCUGUGAAUAAAAAGUAUUAAAAAAUGAAGAAAAAAAGUAGAGAAAUUAAUAAGUAAAAGAGAGAAGCUAGUAGGGUGAGAUAGGCCAUGGUUAAAUGGAGAUUUGUGUGACCAUGGUCAAAAUCUGAAUUAAAAAUGGAAUCACUAAGAAUGGA
Messenger RNA from Lytechinus variegatus (green sea urchin), 6857 nucleotides. RefSeq names its product RNA-binding motif, single-stranded-interacting protein 2-like. Bases 84 to 896 code for a protein of 270 amino acids. Gene Ontology annotation, cellular component: ribonucleoprotein complex; cytosol; nucleus. The transcript has 9 exons. NCBI's taxonomy places the organism in Eukaryota, Metazoa, Echinodermata, Echinoidea, Temnopleuroida, Toxopneustidae. The record is from RefSeq and is a predicted model, not a curated record. Gene Ontology annotation, molecular function: mRNA 3'-UTR binding; poly(A) binding; poly(U) RNA binding.